CGAAAAAUCUUCGUCUGCUGUAAAUAUGUGAAUCAUUUGAAUGUUAUUUAAACAGUUAAUAACUCUUAAAACAACUGCAUUUCUUGAUAGCAUUUAAAGUGUGGAUGCUAAGUUUUAACUCUGAAAAUUCAUUACAUUUUUAAACUAGUUUAAUCUGUUUUUAAUAAAUUUCUCUUCCAAUACAAUGUAUAACAAAAGUUUCAUAACAACUAUAUUAUGUGUAAUUUAAUUCAGAAUUUUUAGUUACAUUUAUAUAAUUAUGACCCUGAAGUUUCAGAAACUUGAAGAAGAUUACCUUUCUUUGUUAGCCGAGUUUAAUACUGUCAAGUGUAAAUUGGAAUGCAAGACUGAUUCUUUGUUGAUACUGAGCCAAGAAUUAGAAAAAUGUCGCAUAGAAAGAGAUCAGUACAAGCUGAUGGCAGAUCAAUUGCGAACAAGAUACAGUGCCUUGAAAAGAAGAGUAGAGGGUUGGGGUCCUUCACUGAUGGGUGUAUAUGAUGUUGAUGGGUUAAAAUGUGAAAGAGAAAAAAGUUUAGUUCAGCUUUUGGUUGAAUUGAAAGACCAAAAUAAAUUUCUAAAGUAUGAAGUAGAAGAUUUGAAGCAAAAGUUAGAAGAUGCAUCUGGAGACAUGAAGAUUCUUCGUGAAGAACUUAACAAAAAGAACACAGAUUGUUUCCAAGAAUAUUUGUCGCCAAAUUUUGUUCCAUUUUCUGAGAAAGAAGCUUUAGUAAAACAAUUGGAAAUUCAGAAAAUAAAGUGCAUGCAGUUAACUCAGGAUUUGGAAGCAGUUCUUGAUGAAAAAGAAGAACUAAUAACUUCAAGAGACCAAUAUAUUCAUAAAUACGAAAGGCUAAAUCAACAGAUGAAUUACAUAUUAAGAGGUGAUCAACAGAAACCUGUUGAUAUUGAUGGUGUACUAAUGGAAAACAAAUAUCUUCAGGAAAGAAUAAAACAAGCAGAAGAGGAAAAAGCUGUCACUGCAUCAGCUCUUGCAAAAUGCAGAGCAUUGCUUGAAAAGAAACGUACCAAAGGUGGUAUGAGAAGCACUAUUGCAUCUGGAUUGGCUAUAAGUGCCAAACAAGUUGAGCAGUUGCUGCAGAGUAGUCCUUUCCUUGAUCUUACCAGUAAAUCAUCAAAUGUUGCUGAAUUUCGUAAUCUAGUAAUAACAUUAUUGGAAAAUUUAAGUGAUAAAAGUAUUGCCCUGUCUCAUCAAAAGAAAACUAACAAAAUAUUAGGUAAUCGAGUUUCAGAACUGGAAGAAAGAAUAAAAUCAUUAGAAGUUUCAAAUGUGUGCCAUCAUACUGAUCCAAGUAAAUUUUCUUUUUUGAUACAUGCUUCAAAAACUGAUGAGUUGCAUUUACCUUCAAAAUCCUUGCACGAUCCCACUCUUGAAUCUUCUCUUAGUAAUAUUGAGAAAAACGACGAUUUGACGCAAAAUAUCUUAGACGAUCAAAGUUUAAGGAGUGAUGAUCAAUUUUCAAUUUCUGAAUCAAGUACUGACAUCAGAACUAAUUCUGGUUUCAGUGAUUUGGAUAUUCUUCCAACCAAAGAUUAUCCUUCUGCAGGUUUGUUUGACCGUCAAGGAAGUAUGAGUAGCUGUAGCCAUUAUAGCGAUUCCAAAAUUAGCUCAGAAUCCUUUUCUCCUGUACAUGAUUCAAGAACUUUGCACAGCGAUUCAGAAGUUACUCCAAGAAAAUUUCUGAAUAAUUCAGUGGCGCCAUCUACUGCAGAUGAUCGUCACGAGUGGUCAUCAUUGGAUGUUGACGAUUUGCCUCCUAAACUUCAGAAAUUUGUGGCAUCAGCUCUUGCAGAAGUGGAUAAAAAUUCUGAGAAUGACACUGUUGUUAAAAGUCCUCUUCACAAGCAAAAAACGUCAUUAGCUUCUGUUUUGAAAUAUGACCCUGGAUGUUGAUCCAAGGUGAAGUUCUUUCAAAUGAUGGUAUUGUUAAUUACAUAAUGUGAUAUUUAUAAAUCAAAUUGUAAUUAUUCAUUGUAUUAGCUUAAUAAUCAUUAUCAAAUCAUGCCAUUAUUAUUUUAACUUUUGAGAAUAAUUGAUUUAUUCCAAAUAUUUAUAAUUUUUUAAAAGUAUACUUUUUUGAAAAAUUGGAUGUGUUAACAACAAUGUAUAUAUUUCCUUACUGUUAGAAAAACAGUUAUGAUUAAUUCAUUGAAAAAAAAAUAUUUACAAUACUUACUAAUGAUAAACAGAAUAUGUAUAUUCAAGUGUCCUUUCUAAUAGUUAAUUUGACUGAAAGUUAAUUUUUAAAUCUGUAGAGAUAACUUGGAAAAAUGCUUUAAAUGACAUUAAGAAUUAUAUUUUUAUGUUUUUCAAGUCCAUAAAUUUACUAAUGAAAAUGCACUCUAGAAUACAAACUAUUUGAUUUAAAGUUAUGAAAUUGAGCACAGAUAUCUGUAUGUUGGAAAAGGAUCUCGAUUUGAUUUAUUUUUUGAAAUUUUAAUUAGUUUGGUAAAUUAAAAAUUUGUGAUAGUUUGGCUCCCCCCUCCCCAAAGUAAUCCCCGAAAAUGUUACUAAAUAAUAUUAGACAAAACUGAUUUUUUACACAAUUUAAAAUUUGAACAUUAGUUUUUCUAAUGAUGUCAGUUUAUUUAUAGUGGAAAUUUUUGAAAAGAAAUUUUAAUUUUCUACAAUAUCUUUCAUUGUUGCGAUGAAAUCCAAACCGUUUUUACUGUUUCUUGAAAAAUUUCAUCGCAUGAUUUUCAUCCAUUAUUAGUAGCAUUCAUUCUAUCAAGAAGAAAGAUUUUAUUUGAUAUCUGUAUAGUUUAUAUAAGAAAUAAGAAAGUGAAGCUAUAAUUUUGAGAUAGUUAAAAGAUAAACGAACCAGUCACAAAAUGUUUUUAUAGCAUUAUGAUAUUAUAGGAAUCGAAUUCUUUAGGAAGGUUCAUCUACAUAAUAAACAGAACAGGUGUAAGGCUAUAUAGAUAUGCUUAAAAAUUUUGACUCAUGGGAUCAUGAACUUCAAAUUAUGCAUGAUUGAUUUAAUUAAAAUUAACCUCAAGCAAUGAACCAGCUGAUCACCAAAGAUGACUGGUAAUAAAAUAUUCUUAAUAUAGUAGCAUUUUUAACAACAACAAAAGGAAAAGUUCCAAUCUUCUGUGACUAAAACUGACCAAGUUAAGAAACUUUGAAUAUCAGCUGUAAGCUGAUUCAAAAUGUAUAAAAUAUAAUUCUUUAUGCCAUUUAAAGCACUUUUCACGUGAAAUUGUCUCUUCUAGAACUGGAAAUUAAUUUUUUGAAAAGUAAAGUUUUAGCUAUUGGGUAUAGUUAGUGUGUGCAUUUGCAUUGCAUUCUGCAGGUGUAAUAACAGGGGACUAGGUAUAGAUGCCCCAAUUGUCAGUCACAGAGAAAUGGCUUUAAAAAUAAGCAGUUAGUGUCUUCCUGUCAUAUUCUAAAUCAAGUACAUUCAAGGGUUAAAAAAAAGUUCUGUAUGCUAUUUGUAUUUACAUUGAUGCUGAAUGGAGGAAGAAAAGAUAUUAUGCCCAAGAUGUCACCAUUCCUCACUACACCACAGACUGUAUAAUAAUCCAUGAGUAACAGACACGUCUAUGUCUCUAGUCAUUUUACUAUGGCCUUGUAUCACGUUCAUUGAUGUCAUUGGUUUGUUAAAAGAAAUAGAUGUUUAUACUAUCUACUUGUUAUGUAUUAUUGAUAUUAUUAUCAUUGUUAAAUGAGCUUUCUAUUACAAUAUCUAUGCAAAUAAAAUGAGAUAAAUAUGCAUGGUAGUAACGGAUGAAAAUGCAUGUUGGAAUGUUGCUCAAGAAAAUUUAAGAUAUGGGUUUUGACAAUUGUGAAAAGCAUGUAGAAAUUUAAGUAAUGUAUACUUAUAUUAUUUCAUUUUGUGAGAUUUUACCAUGCAUUUUUUUUGUGUUUGUGACUUUGAAAUUUUUUAUUAUUAUUAUUAUUUUAACUUUCUAUCAGCAAAAAUGUUUACCCCUGAAGUUUUAACGUCUGUUAUUAUUUAUUUCAAAUUACUAGAAAUCUAAAAAUAUUAUAUUCAGAAAAUAUUGGGAGUAAAUUAUUUAAUUAUAUGAAAGUCUCCAAAUAUGGUAGGAUUUUUAUAUUUAUUUAUCAAACUUUUGAAAUAUUUUUAAUGAAUUUUGAAUUUUAUUCUCUGCAUUUAGUAAUUGCAUUUUAUUUAAAGAGAGGAAUUUUACGUUUUUUCAAACAUUGGUUCAAUACUAGUUUUAUGUUGUUUAUUUUGCUUGGAAUGUGUGUGCGUGCGUUUUUGAUAUAUAUUUUUAAAAAUUUUCAGUGUGUUUUCAUUUUGCCAAUUUCAAAUUAAUCUAGUCAUUUAUUGUUGAACUUUUAAAAAACAUUGCCUAUUUUUAUGGCCCAAUUUCUGCAUUCCAGGAUUUCGCCGUUUAAAACAAACAACACCAUCUAUCUCAAUUUUUUAAAAUUAUACCAGAGGACCAGGAAAUAGAAUUUUUUUAACCAAUCUCUCCUAAUAAUAAAGAUGAAUGAGUGUGUAUUUCGUUUUUGUAUUGGUGGACACAGUUAAUUGAAUCUAAUUUGGCACACAUCUACCUUAGAAAACGAGAAUGUGCACAUCGGAGCUGUAUUUUUUAAAAUAAACUUUAAGGAAAGAAUUCCUUAAUUUUAAACUUAAGGAAUUAGUUAAAAAUUAAGCUGAUUUGGGUCAUUUUCCAUGAUAUGAUAUUAUUACGCAAAAAAGGAAUUUUACACCCUUCCAAAGCUUAAAAAACUAUCUUUUUAAUGAUGUUAAUUUAAUAGUCAUCCAAAAUUUACCUGAGUUUCGGCAUUUUUUAAAAAAUUGCACUGAAUUUCAAUCUAUUUUCAUUGUUUCAUGAUCUAAUUAAUCGCAUUGUUCUCUUCAGUCGCUGUAAUCUAAAGAUGAAGGAUUCUGUUUAAUAUCUGUAUAGUUUAGAAGAUGAAUAAAAAAGAAAUGGCAGUCUACCGAAAUUUAGAAGAUAGAUGAAUCGCACAUUUACAUCUUCAAAAAUACCGUGAUAUCAUGGGACUGGUUCACAUUGGAUAUAAUCAUGUACACAGUGAACAUAAUAUAUCUGAGUCAAAUAAACAUGUCUGAGAGUUUGACAUAAUCUUAAUAAUUUAAUAGAUGGAAAUAAAUAUAAUCGAUAUAAACAGCUAGUCGCCAAAGGCGACGGACAACAGAUAUUUCAGCUCAAAAAAUUAGAAAUAUUCGUUUUUGAAUGUGGAUAGUUCAGUUUCUUGUAAAAUUUGGAAAAUUCAAAUAGAUGGUGUUGCUUGUUUCAAUUAGAGAAGAUUCUUAUAUACUAUUAGAAUGCAUAUUUAAAGCUUUGCAAUAUAAUCUAGUCUCAUGAAGUUCAUAUACAAGAUGCCUCUUAUUGCCUUUGUUUUUAAUGCUUUUGCCAAGAUGCCUUUAUCAAAUGCCUCUUUUUAUAUUUUUGUGACUUUAAUGUAUGCAAUUCGAAAAUGGAACUGAUAAUAUUAUAAAUGACUAUUAUUCAAUCAAAUGUUAACGAUUUUUGUGAGGACGACAGUAGAAUUUUGAUAAUGCAUUCAGGGUUGUUGUUUUUAUAUGUUUUAUGUUGUAUUAUUCAUUUCUUACUUUUUGAUUUUUCGAAUUCCUAUUUGACAGGAUUAUAGAUUUUACUACAAUUUAAUUUCCUUUGCAGCAACAGGCUACAUUAAUUAUAACUUUCUCCUCUGUGUAUAUCCAUAACAAAGUACAAGGUUUCAUAUGUUAAUGAUAAUAAUAUGCGAACGACGCAACGAAAUUGUGUUACGAUGAUAGUUAACACAACAAAAACAGAUUUUGCUUUGUAGCAAAUAUGCAACAUUUUGAAUCAGGUACAAUCUGAAUCCUUCUGAGAAUUUUAUGGUCAGCAGGAUUAUGGUGGCAUGGAGAUAGAUUCUCAGAUUCGAGUUCAAAAGAUCCUACUCUCCGAUUUGUAGCAAUGAUACGUUGUAUAUAAGGUUGAUUGUCAUCGUGUUAUUUUGGUUUGGAUGAUGAAAUGCUUGCGUUGAUAUCAUCAUCAUCGUAUUAGGAGGGUUUUUGCCGAAUAUUUUUCUAAACAGAAUGUUAAUCUUUAAUGUUCAGUAACAAAUGCGGUUGAUUAUGGACUGACUCGUUUUAUAAUUUAAUAUUAUUUCGAAAGUGUUCAACAGACUUUGAUUAAAUAAAUUCAUAAUUAUGCUAGCAAUAAAUUAAUAGAAGUCGUUCAUUUACGUUUACGUUCAUUAAAAUUGAGUCGUUGUAUUAUAGAUAAAUUUUCUUUUUUACUUUCUCGUAUACGUAGUAUAGAGAAAGUAUAAUAAUCGUCAAAAAAAAUUCGAACUCGAGAUUUUGACGAAUCUCCAUGUUUCGGAGCUCCCUGAGUUCGGAAAACACAUUUUUUGAAAAUAUCCACCUGUCUGUGACAAAGAUAACUCAAAAACGCGUUGAGCUAGACGGUCGAAAUUUGGUAUACAGCCUUUAUAGAAAAUUUCUUCCAAAUUUUGAGUAAUAUCUCUUUUGAGUAAUAUCUGCUGAUCAAAUAUAAAUUAACUCGGUAAUUGCAAAAUGAAGAGAGUUGGAUAGAUAAAUUUCGAUGCACCGAUUUAACAGAUUAAAUCUAUGGUGUAGACACCUGUCUAAUUCUGAGCCAUAUCCAACAACGAGUUGAUUGUCUGUCGGUCUGUACUUUCAGAAAUAUGUAAACGCGAUAAUUCAAAAACAAAUAAUUUAAAUAUAUGAAAUUUGGUAUGUGUUAUUGCGACUACAAGUACACUUUCAUGUCAAAUCGGUUGAGAAAAAACCGCGUCUGAAAUUCAAGUUUAAUUUUCGGAUAUUUUUAACCGCAUGCAAAACACUCUUCAAUGGUGACACGAUAGAUUCAAUAAAAAUGUUAAAUUCGCACAAAAAGUUAAUAUUUAGUAACUGUUGUCCAACAAUGCCAUGUAAGUUGUUCUCUGGCAUCAUAAAUUUAUUAGAAAGUACGCGAGAAAGUUUUCGGAGACCAUUGCUGCUGGUCAUAUAUAGAGAAUUUCGUUGCUUCUCUGCUCGAAGGUGUUAAUGAACAUUUAAGGUCAUUUUGUUUCAUUAUUAUAGCUUAAUUAUUAUAAUUAUGUAUAUUUCUAUUAUUCUGGAUACUUAAAAAAAAUAUCAAAUUUCGGGGAUUUGUAGAUUUAAUUUUUUUAAUGCAAAAUAUGAGCUUCAUUUUAUUGGAUGAAUGACCUAAUGGCCUUUAUUCCUCUUCAAAUUAUAAAAUAAGAUAUAAAACUCUCCAGUGAAUAUCGAAGCUGGAUGCUAUUGGUUUAUUAUAUUUUAACAGAUUGAUCAAAGAAAUGAAUGUGCGAAAAGAAUUGGCAAGAAAAAAAAUUGAAUGAGUUUUAUCAUUCAUGUAAACAAGACAAAACUGUUUUGAUCCUGGUACUCAAAAUAGAAGCCAACGGAUAUUGCCAUUGCUUAAAUUAGAAUUGUUAUUCAGAGAUGAUAGCAUACUGGAAAACUAAUGAAGCCAAUAAUUACGCCAACUAAUGAAGCAUCACGCCGUCUGAUAGGCCUUUUAAGUGUAAUCCAUCGAUAGUACAAGAUGGCUUAUUGAAAUUUGAAAAAAAGGUUUUUCCUUCUCGAAUGGGAAUUUUUAUGAUAAUUGAAAUAGAUUAUCUUAAUAAAAUUUUGUCUGUGGCAUUAUUUGGAAAAUAUAAAUGUGCUUAAAUUUUAGCAAGUUUUAUGUAUUACUAAUUUAUUCAAUUGAGAGUGGAGUGUUAAGGAUUUCUAGGUUAAUCUGUCUGUUUUUCCAAAUUAUGAAUCGGCAAACGAUAUUUUUGAAAGCAGAUUUCGAAUGACGAUCGAAGGAAUCUGUCUAAAAAUUGUAUUAGUAAUUGUAAAAAUUGUAUUCCAUUUUCGGAUUGUUAUAUUCUAUGCAUUUAAAAUUCUUAUUUAUUAUUUACUUUUACUCUUAUGUUUUUUUUUUUUUUUUUGUUUUUUUUAAUUUCAUCAAGGUAUGCACUUUUAGUCAUGUAUAUAUUCCAGAUAAUAACUGUUGUUUAUUUCAGGAUUCAUGAUAUUUUUAAAUAGUUGAAGAUAUGGAGUUUUAUAAAUA
This is a messenger RNA of Argiope bruennichi, 8052 nucleotides long. RefSeq names its product coiled-coil domain-containing protein 149-like. The record is from RefSeq and is a predicted model, not a curated record. NCBI's taxonomy places the organism in Eukaryota, Metazoa, Arthropoda, Arachnida, Araneae, Araneidae. The transcript has 12 exons. The coding region runs from base 260 to 1912 and encodes 550 amino acids.